ACCCCGGCUGCGCAUUGCGCGUUUCAUUAGUUGCCGCUACUUAGCCGCCGCCCGCCGCUGAAUUUGUUUACGUUCGGACUUUGUGUUUAUGUUUUGUGUAUUAAUGCUCAAGUGUCGAAACAAGUGAACAAAAGUCAAUUGCAAUCUACAAUUUAAUAAUUUAAUUCAAAACUAAUCAAGCUGCGUGAUUUAAAUAGUAUUCAAACAUGACCGAUAACAACAAACCAAAAGCAAGCUAUCCUAAACAUUAUCCCAAAGAUGCACAAGUAAUAGCCUCUAUAAUGCAAGACAUGGGGAUCAAUGAUUAUGAACCCAAAGUAAUCAAUCAACUUUUAGAAUUCACAUACAGAUACGUUUCAUCAAUUCUUGAUGAUAGUAAAGUUUAUGCCAAUCACAGCAAGAAGAAAGUUAUCGACGUCGAUGAUGUGAAACUUGCUGUUAAGCUCAGAUUGGACCGUACCUUUACUAACCCACCUCCAAGAGAAGUUUUGAUAGAACUAGCAAAAGAAAAGAAUAGUAUUAAUUUACCUGCGAUAAAACCAGCAAGUGGACUUAUGCUUCCUCCGGAUAGAUUUUGCUUAAUUGGAACAAAUUAUAGGCUGAAAUCUCCUGCAAGGAAAAAUCCAAAAUAUGGUCUUGGAAAUUCAACUAUAUUUGGGAAUCAUAAUAAAAGUCAUAGAACUCUUGCAACAGUCAAAAGACCAGGAAGUUUUUCAGCAAAUUCAAAAUCUAAUGCUUCAUUGUCCAAACCAGUAUAUAAAUAUUGUCCAAGUUCAAAUACUAAUACAAAUACGAAUAAUACCAAUACUCAAACAACAUCAAAUCAAAACCAAUCUCAAGCAAAAGUAGAAGAUGGUGAUACUCCGGUGAAAGCAACAAAUGGAAACCACUUUAGCGUACCAUAAUGCAUUAGCUGCAAGUUCCAAAAAUAUUUUUAAUUAUAAAGAUUAUAAUUUACUGUCAAAUGUAUUAGUCAUAUAUGCCUACAUAUCAAGAAAAUGCAACUUGAUAUCC
Trichogramma pretiosum is the source of this 1014-nucleotide messenger RNA. Its product is annotated as transcription initiation factor TFIID subunit 9B-like. Bases 207 to 905 code for a protein of 232 amino acids. The record is from RefSeq and is a predicted model, not a curated record. Gene Ontology annotation, molecular function: protein heterodimerization activity; RNA polymerase II general transcription initiation factor activity; transcription coactivator activity. The transcript is spliced from 4 exons. Gene Ontology annotation, cellular component: SAGA complex; transcription factor TFIID complex. NCBI's taxonomy places the organism in Eukaryota, Metazoa, Arthropoda, Insecta, Hymenoptera, Trichogrammatidae. Gene Ontology annotation, biological process: RNA polymerase II preinitiation complex assembly; DNA-templated transcription initiation.